AUGCCCUCGGACACACCACCGCCUCCACCAGCAGUAGCAUCGCGCCACGAACGGGAAGCGGACCGAGCGGAUUCAGGCCACGUGCGUCCGGAACCGGACACGGGCGCCCCAUCCGGUACGCCGGGUCCGUCCGAUCCACCCGGCCACCUGGCCACCAACACCAUCCCGUCCAGCUCGUCGUCCAGCUCAUCGUCCAGCUCGUCAUCCUGCGUAUCUUCGGCGUCCUCGACGCUUUCGACGCUUUCCUCGCUGAAGCGUUCACUCGCACCGGAGGAACUUCCGGCGCAGCUUGCCACCAAAGCACCGUCCCCAGCGUGUUCCCCACUAGCGAUGGAACCACGGGGGGUUUCGAGAGGUGAAGGGCCGGUUCGAGGAGGACCACAGGCCGGAUCCCUGCCACCAGGGGGCGCCACCGGUGGGCAACAGUUUUGCCUACGCUGGAACAACUACCAGACAAAUCUGACGAGCGUGUUCGAUCAGCUGCUGCAGAGUGAAUCCUUCGUCGAUGUGACGCUCGCUUGUGAUGGUCAAUCGAUGAAGGCGCACAAGAUGGUGCUGUCCGCUUGUAGCCCCUACUUCCAGGCGCUGUUCUGUGACAAUCCUUGUCAGCAUCCGAUCGUGAUCAUGCGCGAUGUUAGCUGGGCUGAGCUGAAGGCGAUCGUCGAGUUUAUGUACAAGGGUGAGAUCAACGUGAGCCAGGAGCAGAUCGGCCCACUGCUCAAGGUGGCGGAGAUGCUGAAAAUCCGCGGUUUGGCUGAUGUCGGUGGAGACGCCGAGGCGGCUGCUGCCCUGCAUGGGGGUGAUGAUCGCGACGACACCGGUGUUGAUGAGUCACCGCGUGGAUCCAUCCUGCCCGCGUUGAAUCACAAGCUGCUGAACCCGCUCGCGAUCGUGCACGGUUCGUUGCUAGCGAAUGGAGCCGCCGGUGUCUCUGGAGCCGCUGGAAAUGGUCCCGACCGUGGCAACGGAAGCAACAAUUUGGGCGCGAAUGGCCCAGGUGUCACUGGCCCGGGUUCGGUGGUGGCAGCGGCCGCAGCAGCAGCAGCAGCGACAGCGAAAAAGCAACGCUCCAAUCGAGCCGAUCGUGAAGCCACCAAAGAACACCGGCUAGACGCGAGGUUGAGCGAAUUUGCGAGAGAUCUUUCGCGGGAUCCGCACAUUUCACCGCGCGAUAUUAGCAGUGUGGCGGCUGCAGCAGCAGCGGCGGCGGCUGCCGCAGGACUUGCGGUUGGCGAGUGGCCAGGGUUGGGAGCGGCAGGGCUUGAGGCGGCAGCUGUGGCCGCCGUUCAGGCUUCCACCCCCAAAAGUGCCCGAAAACGGCGGUGGCCCUCGGGAGAGCGUAGCAGCAUUGGAAGCCCGGCGGAUAGUGCACCCGAUCAGCUGGAGGUGCCCUCACCCAUCCCACCCACCGGCAUGGGACCAGGGGUGGUGGGUGGUGGGGGUGCGGGCAAUCCGCUCGCUUCGUUUCCGCUACCACCGCCCCUCGAUUCGGCCGCCAUGGCCAUGUCGUCGUUGUCCUCCUCGAUCGCGAACCAUCCGGACGAUAUGGAGAUCAAACCGGGCAUUGCCGAGAUGAUCCGCGAAGAAGAAAGGGCUAAACUAUUGGAAAACUCCCAGGCAUGGCUAGGAGCUUCUACUUCAUCAAUCGCUGCGGAAAGUUACCAAUAUCAGUUGCAGUCGAUGUGGCAGAAGUGCUGGAACAGUCAGAACCUGAUCCACCACCUGCGCUUUCGCGAGCGCGGCCCGUUAAAGUCCUGGCGCCCGGAAACGAUGGCCGAAGCCAUCUUCAGCGUGCUCAAAGAAGGCCUAUCGUUGUCCCAAGCGGCCCGGAAGUACGACAUCCCAUACCCGACGUUCGUGCUGUAUGCCAACCGCGUUCACAACAUGCUUGGUCCUUCGAUCGACGGUGGCACGGAUCUACGACCCAAAGGACGCGGGCGGCCCCAGCGCAUCCUGCUCGGUAUCUGGCCGGAUGAUCACAUCAAGGGCGUCAUCAAGAGUGUCGUCUUCCGCGAUGCCAAAGAGAUGAAGGAGGAGCCCAUAAUGUACGGAAGACACUCUCCUUUUCCCUUUCAAGACAACCCUCUGAGCUACGCCCCAGCGGCACCCCCGAACGGUCAGCUCCAAACCACCGGUUCCGUCCCAGAUGGAAUGUCUCCGGAUGCGCUGACAGCCGCCACGGUGGCAGCCGUUCGUCAGCAAAUGUGCAACAUGGUGGCAGCCGCCCAGCACCACCCGGACGCCGCCAAUCUGGUAGCGGCCGGUUUCAACCUGCCGUCACACUGCAGCAACCCACCGAGCCUCAACAUUCAUCCGGCGGCUUCUGCAGCUAAUGCGGCCAGUGCUGCAGCUGCUGCGGCCGCUGCCGCUGCUGCAGCAGCCGCCUCUGGCUCUGGUUCGACCGGGGGGAUCCCUCUGCCCAAGCUCGGAUCCCCGGCUGUCCCUUCGGCGGGCCAUGGCAACAAUAAUGGCGGUUCCGGAGGUAUCCCGAUGCCUCGGCUCGGUUCUCCGGCAUCCGGUUCCAAGACCGAUCACGAGAUGCAGCUCCACGGUGGUGCUGCGGGUGGUGGUCCAGGUGGACCGGGUGGACUCGGAGCAGGUGGUCUUUCACGGGCCACCCCUCCGGGAGCCCGUGAACGAGCGAUGACGUCACGACCCGAUUCCGGCCGCAGCUCAUCAGGUGGCAACGCGCAUCGUGCUUCACCAUCGAGCAACGCAGCAACGUCCAACAUGAACCACCAUCAUCACCAUCAACACCUGCAUCAUCAUCAUCAUUCACAGCACCAGCAACCUCACCACGGCCAUGGACUUCCGCAUCACAACGCCGGAAUGAGCCAUCUGGUGGUGGGUGGUGGUGUCGGUGGUUCCGGAUCCGCUGGGAUCAGCUUAGGGAAGCUCGGAUCGCCCGGAUCGGCGCAUGAUCUGCGCAUCAGCAACAGCCCGGAUGAGGCGAGCCCACUUUCGUCCCCGAUGGGGUUGGGAUUGGAACCAGCCGUCAAUCUGGCACUCGGAGCUGGUGGCCAGCCACCAGAGGACGUGCGGAUGUUGGUUCCGCCACCUUACGGCAGCAAACCACCAUCUCGGGGUGGCUCGGCCGGGUACGGUGGAGUUGGUGUGUCCCCACCACGUCCCGAGCACCUGUUCCAGGAUCAGGACAUUGCGGCGCUGGUGGCGACAACACGCGGUUGCCCUCCGAGUCGCGUGCCCGACUACAAGGAUAGCCCGGUGCGAUCGGCGACCUCUAUCAAGGUCGAACCGCUGACGGAGUGCCGCGGCGAUUAG
This is a messenger RNA of Anopheles nili, 3282 nucleotides long. Its product is annotated as protein bric-a-brac 1-like. Lineage: Eukaryota; Metazoa; Arthropoda; Insecta; Diptera; Culicidae. Gene Ontology annotation, cellular component: nucleus. The record is from RefSeq and is a predicted model, not a curated record. Gene Ontology annotation, molecular function: DNA binding; protein binding. The transcript is spliced from 6 exons. Gene Ontology annotation, biological process: regulation of transcription by RNA polymerase II. Bases 1 to 3282 code for a protein of 1093 amino acids.